Akanthomyces muscarius is the source of this 2229-nucleotide messenger RNA. RefSeq lists its product as uncharacterized. The record is from RefSeq and is a predicted model, not a curated record. Gene Ontology annotation, molecular function: beta-N-acetylhexosaminidase activity. The coding region runs from base 1 to 2229 and encodes 742 amino acids. The transcript has 2 exons. NCBI's taxonomy places the organism in Eukaryota, Fungi, Ascomycota, Sordariomycetes, Hypocreales, Cordycipitaceae. Gene Ontology annotation, biological process: carbohydrate metabolic process.
AUGCGGUCCUCUCCCAGCUUGCUGUUGGGUUUAUUUCUCGCUGACGCCACCUUGGCCCAGCUCCCUGGCAUCCCGACUGUGCCAUUCAAGGUCGACGGCAAGAAAACUUUCAAGCUUGAUUCUGUUGCCACGAUCAUCGUCGACACGAAAUACACGAAGACAACCGACAAAAGUGGACUGACCCUGAUUCCACCGACUUUAUACGAGUUUGGCGCGACGUUUGCGCAAGACCUCCAAGAGGUGUUCAACAAGACAGUCACAGCGAAAGAUGGCGACAAGCGCGAAUCCAACACCAUAUUCUUGACCAUCGACAGCGAGCACGAAUUUCUAGACGCCGCAGGACGAUCGAACAGCGAAGGCUACACCAUCGUCGCCGAGGAAGAUGGCGUCACCAUCCGCGGCGCCAGUUCCUUAGGGGCAUGGUGGGGGACACGGACGCUUCUACAGCAAGCCAUCCUGGGAGACGAGGGCGCGGUUCCGACUGGCCAGGGCGAUGAUGCUCCUGGCUGGUCGACACGAGGAAUGAUGCUUGACUGCGGUCGUCAUUUUUACCCCAAGCAAUUCCUCAUCGACAUGUGCUCCUACAUAUCCUUCUUCAAGCAAAAUACCUUUCACAUCCAUCUCAGCGACAACACGAUUGUACCGACAUAUACGCCCGAAAACUACAACGAGACCUAUGCGCGUUUCCGCCUGUGGUCAGACAGCAGCGAGGUGUCUGGACUCGCUAAGUACGCCAACGAGUCGUACACCAGGGACGACUUCGAGGACAUUCAGAAUAGGUGCGCCCAGCGCGGUGUCGCCGUCAUUCCUGAGAUCGAGGCGCCGGGUCAUUGCCUGCCUAUUGUACAAUGGCGCCCGCAAAUUGGUUACGAGGGCGAUCUCAGCCUUCUUAAUAUCUCCCAUCCUGAUACGAUACCAACCAUGAAAGCCGUCUGGAAAGAGUUUCUUCCGUGGUUUCAUUCGUCGGUCGUCUCCAUCGGCGCUGAUGAAUACAAGGGCCCCGAGGAGGACUAUAAGAAGUUUGUCAACGAAAUGUCGGCAUUCAUCAACGAAGAAGCUAGCAAGUCUAUUCGCAUCUGGGGCACAUUCCCUGCUGUCAAACAUACCGGCUCCUCUACGGCGGUGGACUCGAAUAUCACCAUUCAGCACUGGGCCUAUCUGUUUGAUAACCCUUACGAGGACUAUAUCAAGAACAACUACUCUGUCAUUAACUCUGAUGAGAUGUAUUAUAUUGUCAUGAAAGAUGGCCCUUACGGCCGAACAGUCAACACCUCAACCACAUUCACGGGCAACCCUGAUGGACAUGGGCCUUGGUACCCUAAUAUCUUUAACCUCAGCAAGCCAGAUCAAAACCCGUCGCGCGACAACAAGCUGAUUGAAGGCGCCAUAUCACCGCUUUGGAACGAUCAUGGGGCCAAUACGAGUGUCUACUCGGAAGCAUACUACGCCUGGCGCGAUGGCAUCCCUGCCCUCGCUGAUAAACACUGGGGCGGCAAUUUAACUCAUGAUCAGUAUUCUAACUUGCUUUCUAAGCUUUUGGCCAAGAUUCCAGAUCAAAACCUGGAGCGCCGCAUUCCAUCCAAGCAAAAUACCAUCUUUUCCUAUGAUCUGCGCAAGUUCAAGGGGGGCUCUGUUACAGACAAGUCAGGCAACAAGUAUGAUGCCAAAACAACUUGCAAGGGGGCCGACGACGGCAUUUUUAUGUCACCCGACUGUGACAUCACGACGCCUUGGUCAUCCAAAGGCAGAAACUACAAACUUUCCUUGACGCUCAACAUCGAUAAAGUUUCGGAUGAAACGAACACAACCCUCGUGUCCGGGUCAGACUCAACCCUCAUGCUUACGCCGAAUGUCACCCUGUUCGCAUCUGGCAUCUAUUACAGACUAAACAAGACCAUUCCUUUGCAGUCAUGGGUUCGCUUAGAGGUAAGCGGCGAUGGCCCCAGGACUUUCGCGUCGGCCUACAAUGAUAAGGGUGACAAGAUAUUCGAGGAGGAGGAGUUCCUGACAGAGAUGAGCUACUACGGCGCGCCAUUGCGAUGGCAUGAAAUGGCCAUUGAAGCACCCAUUCGCCGGAUUACUGGCUGGCAAGGCAAGGUGCGCGAUUUUACGCUGACCACUGACGGAAUUGGCGACUUGAAGCCAGGGGCAUCAUCUGCUAGUCGGGAGUUGCCCAGUGCGCAUUUCUUGAUCGCAAUUUUUGUCGUUGCUAUGUACAUUGGCUUCUGA